This is a messenger RNA of Salvelinus sp. IW2-2015, 1772 nucleotides long. The record is from RefSeq and is a predicted model, not a curated record. Lineage: Eukaryota; Metazoa; Chordata; Actinopteri; Salmoniformes; Salmonidae.
AAUGGGAAAAGGAAUCAUUGCUGAUGCUGCAGUGGAUAAAUACUUUGCUGACCUGAAAGCAAGCACAUCUUACAUCAUUGGACUUUUAGUUGGACAGGGGGAGUUUGUGGUGCAUGCAGCGAUGACCCCACUAAAGGAGGACAAUCCUGGUGGCCUGAUGAAUGAGGAUGACAAAGACUACAUCCUAGAUCACGCAGAACAUCUGAACCGCAUGGUUCCUGGAGGACUGUCUGUGAUGGGCAUGUUUGUGGUCUCCCCGUCCCAUCAGACCAAAGAGAGCCAUAUGAAAAUGAGGCGGACUAUGGUUGCUGUGGAAAAUCGUGUAUCCGAGGACAGGCUUUGGGGUUUCUCAGAGGAGGACACCAAUGACAGAGUGAUGCUUCAUAUCUGCUCCAACACCAACAAAGUGACUUGCUGGAUUAUGAACAUUAAAGAACCUAGUAAAUCUUCUAAAUCUGCAACAUGGAGUUACCUGCAGUGGAUGACAGCAUUCUGGCCUGUUGCUGUCUGCCCCAUGGACAUCGACCUGAUGUUCCCUAUCAAGGACAAGACCCGCCACGGUCUGAUGCAGGCCAUGAAGAGGAACAAUUCACAAAGAAUAAAGAUUCAAGGUCAGAUCUUCAUCCCAACGGCAGGGGGCAAGCUGGGGGAGAGGCCGUCCACUGCGUCAGUGCAGGUAUGCAGCUGUAUCCUGAGACUGAAGGGGGAGUCUGGGGUGCAGAGCUACAUCAAGAGGGACAUCAUCAGGAGGGUCUACAGCAGUGCCAAAAACUUCUUUGAACAUCUGAUAAAUGAUGAAAACUCAGCGAAGGCAUUCAUGGGCUCCCAGCCCUUGGCUAAGCGGGUGUUCUUCCUGGUUCCCGACACUGGCAUCUCUCUGUGUGACUACAUACUCUCCUCUGAGACGGAGGCAGCUGUCCAGGAGAGGGUGAGGGAGUGGGCAGGCUUCACCAUCCCUGAUGGGCAGCUCCAUAUCACCCAGCAGCUGGUACAGGGCAGGUUGGAGUGGCACCAAGAUUCAGAGGAAGGCAUGGACAGCACCUGGGUCCCGGUGUACAAGAUCCAGCAGAGGCGCAAAAUCACCAUGGGUGUGGCAGUGGCUUCAGGAGUCUCCCUGGUGGCCUGUAUCGUCUAUAGGCUCUUCCUAGAAGAGUGACGAUGUGGCCCACGGAGUCAAGCGGUUCAAUCCCAGGAUCUGGCAUGCAAAGGGCAUCAGAACAUCCCUGGGAUUCCCAUAAAUUAAAGGGGCCUGUGCAAUGACAUGGAAGUUAAGAUGUGUUUUUUCCAUUUCUAUUAACACAUUCCAGUAACAGAUGACAGUGUGUCUAGGAAUACACUUCCUGGGUUCAUUGUUAGAGGGGCCCAUUCAUAUUUGCGGCGUGAGACAGCAAAGUCACAUGGAAGGAGAAAUUUAUUUUCACGUGAGAUCAGAGCCACCAGCUGCUAUAGUUUUACACUCUAAAGGGAGCAUCAUGCCCCAGACCGGGUCCUCAGCCCUCUGUAAUGCCUCAUGAUGUGACGUCUUAGUGGGGUUUUGUGUGGGUCGACUAGAGUGUUGCAGCUGGUGCCAUGAAUCAAAGCUCACAGCGCAAACUGAGAAACAACCUACCCAAUAAACAGAGAGAGAGAGGGAUGGGGGCGCUUAUUAUAACUCCUGUAGGUAAAUAUUUGUGUUAGCUAAUCUCAUUCUCGGAAGUCUCGGGUAAUCAACAGCGCCUCUUCAAACUCAGGAGGCUGAAGAAAUUUGGCUUGUUAACUAAAACUCUCACAAA